AUGUCCCUCGCCUGGACGCCCCUCCGUCUGAAGAUGGACAACCCCGAAGAGGAGCAGUGGGGCUCCGCCGCCAACACCCGCAACUCUAGUUCGCGCCCGGCCUCGCACAAGUCCGCCCGCUCGUCGCGCUCAGCACGCUCGCAGCAGUCGAGUCGCACCACCGAACAGACGCCGCUCCUGUCGCAGGAGGACCGCGAUGAGCACGAAAGACCAGACGACGCGGAAGCCACGCCCGCGACACGCUCGUUGCUGCGCUCGCUCAGUGGCUCCUCAGAUAAGAGCGGCAGUGGCAAAGUCCCGCUGUGGAAGAAGCGAUGGCCGAGCAUACUGGCUCUGAUCCUGCUAUGUCUGCUCGUCGUCUUCAUCAUGCUCGGCUUCCUCGCCAAGGAGAGCAUCGAGGAAUACUCGAUGCAGGCCGCCGACUUCAAGCCCACCAAGCUUUCCAUGGACGGCCUGACGGAACACGGCGCCAAGGUGCACAUAGAAGGCGACUUUACCAUGGACGCGAACAAAGUGAAGAAGCAGAGCGUGCGCAACCUCGGCCGCUUCGGCACCUGGAUUGCGCACGAAGCUGAGACGGGGCCCUUCGAUGCCGACGUCUACCUGCCCGAGUACGGCAACGUCUUGAUUGGCACGGCCAAGAUACCUGGCUUGAAGGUAAACAUCAGGAACGGCCACACGACUCACGUCUCAUUUAUUGCGACCGUCCAGCCUGGCUCGCCCGACGGUAUCCGCAGCGUCGCCAACGACUGGAUCGAUGGCCGACUGGGGCAGAUAAGGCUCAAGGGCAAGGCUUCAGUCCCUCUCAAGUCUGGAUUGAUCAACAUUGGCGAGCAGCUUGUCGAGCAGUCCAUGGUCUUCCAGAGCGGCGACAUCCCUACUCUUCCUCACUACAACAUUACGAAACUCAACCUCGGCGAGGCCAAGCAUGGGCAAAAGGGUCUCGGUGCCGACGCCUCUAUCGUCGUGCAGAACGACUUCCCUGUCCAGAUCACGCUGCCUCCAGUAGCUGUCGACGUGGGCAUUGAGGGCUGCUCGGCAUCUGACAAGCACAUCAUGCUGGGAACCGCUCAGACUGGGCAACUCGAAAUCAAGCCCAACUCAGACGUCAAGGUCGAUGUCACUGGCAACGUCGACAAGCUCUCAGAUCGCAUGACUGAAGUCUGCCCCAAUUCGGCCAAGUCUCCGCUCGACGCCUUCUUAGGCGACUACAUGAAGGGCCAAGACGCGACCAUCUACAUCAACUGCUGCAAGUUCCCUGAUCCAGCUACACCCGACUGGGCCCGUGAGCUGCUCAAGGACAUUACCGUUCCGGUUCCGUUUGCCGGAAAGUCCAUGGGAAGCCUCAUCAAAAACUUCUCUCUUGCCGACAUGCACUUCAGUUUGCCCAACCCUUUCGCCGAGCCUGGCACACCUGAAGCUCGUCCCAAGAUCUCUGGUAUCGUCAAUGUCGAUAUCGGACUGCCCCACGAGAUGAACUUCCCCGUUGAUGUCACCCAAGUCAAAGCUGAUGCAGAUAUCUACUACCACAAGAAGAAGCUCGGAAAGAUGAACCUUGAAAAGUGGCAAAAGGCAAAUUCCACCCGCAUUGAAGGUCAUGGCUCCGAAGGACCCUCCCUCCUUGUUCAAUCCGUUAUCAAGAACGCACCCAUCGAGAUUCUUGACGAUGACCUCUUCAGUGAAGUCGUGCAAGCUCUGCUCUUCGGCGGUAAAUCUAUUCUGAUGGACCUCAAGGCUGCAGUCAGCGUUGGCGUGGAUACGCCCAUGGGCAAACUUGCAGUGCGAGGCAUUCCGGCGCAAGGUGUCGUACCAGUCAAACCGAUUCGUGGCGGCAAAGACGCUCAGCCCGGUGACGGUAAAGACGAAGCGAGCAAGAUCAAUGUGCAGGUUGGUAAUCUAGCCAUUGUCGAAACUUCGCCCACAUCCCUUACCAUCACGGCCCUCGUCAACUUUACGAAUCCUUCGAAAUACUCUGCUACGGUCCCUUACUUUAACAUCAACAUCCUAGCCAAUGGCUCUCACAUUGGCAGUGCGACGGUUAAGGAUAUGGAGGUUUCUCCUGGUAACAACACGAACAAGCUUGCCUCUGUCCUAUGGGAUCCCUACACCUACGGGGGUGACAAGGGCAAGAAGAUUGGAGCAGAACUACUCUCGCAAUACAUCUCAGGCUAUAACACGACGAUAACCGUACAAGCUCACGAAAAGUCUGUCCCAGCCGUUCCCUUCAUCGGCCGCUUCCUCUCGCAAUUCCCCAUCGAACGCCCCAUGCCGCACAUGUCCACCCCCAAGAAACCCGACGACGGCUCCAACCCCGACCCAGACGAUGAUGGCAGAUCUCACUUCAUCCGCGGCACCACCAUGCACCUCAUCACCAGCACUGCCGUCUUCACCCUCGCCUCCCCCUUUCGCUCCACAACCAUGUACAUCACCAGCAUGGACGCAACCGCCUACUACGAAGGCCACACUGCGGGCAAAAUCGUCUACGACUUGCCUUUUGCUGUCCCGCCUGGCCUGUCGGAAUCACCUCGCCUGCCCGUGGACUGGUCAUUUGGUAGUCUCGGGUAUGAGGCUAUCAAGAGGGCGCUGGGUGGGCAGUUGAAACUUAGUGCUUUUGCGUAUGUGGGUGUGAGGAUUGGGGAGUGGAGAGAAGAUAUCUGGUUCAAGGGUGGGAAGAUCGGUGCGAAUGUUAGGCUCUGA
Molecule: messenger RNA, 2697 nt
Organism: Alternaria ethzedia
Lineage: Eukaryota; Fungi; Ascomycota; Dothideomycetes; Pleosporales; Pleosporaceae
Exons: 3
Coding region: 1-2697 (898 amino acids)
Cellular component (GO): fungal-type vacuole membrane
Source: RefSeq, a predicted model, not a curated record